UGUACCUUGUGUCAGUCAGUCAUCCGCCACUAAACAAACCUUACGGACAUCUUGAAGUAAAGGUAUGUGGUCAACUUUUUUUGUGCUAAAAUUUUGUAGCACAACAUAAACAUAAAACAGUACUUGCUGUGCAAACUGUGGAAUGCCGGUGAAAUAAAAUGCUCAAAGUCGUCGUCCAAUCAGAUAACUUUGGUGAAAGUACUUAAAAAGUAAGAGAUGGGUCACGAAAAAUGGCAUUUUAAUUUCAGCGCGGUCCAAAGGCACAUAGCUCCUGGGUAAACAAGUCUUUUUUUUACUAAGUCACAUUUUGAAUAGGAUCAAAAUUGCUUAGUUCCCUCAAUCAAAUACGAUUUCAUUCAUAACCUUUAUUAGUUAACAAUUUUUUUCUGCUUUUUUUUUUUUUUUUUUUUUACAUUUUUUUAACAAUUCUGGACUGUUCAUAUCUUUGUAAGUUGGUAAACUUACAAAAUCAGCAGGGGAUCAAAAACAUAUUUUUCCAGUGUAAAUCCUGUACAUACGUACACACAUGUAUACACAUACAGACGUUGUAUUGCAUGUGAGGCUGUGUGCAUUCUGUGUGCGUGUUGUGACAGAUGUGAUGUUGUGAUUGGGAUAUGAACAUAGACACACAUAUUGACAGUGAUAGAGUACAUCAGGGGUGCCCACACUUUUUCAGCCUGCGAGCUACUUUUAAAAUUAUUUUAAAGAUCUACCCCCUACUACAAACAUAGACAAUAUAUACAUUUGGUAUAUUUAUAAAUUUGAGUAUUUAUGUACAUUGCUCAUGUAUAUCAGGGGUGCACACACAUGAAAAUUACAAGUCAAAAUUAUGUCCCUCUUAAUAUAAAACAUAACACAUAUAUCAAAUCUAACCGGUAUACUUUGAAACUACAAUACUGAAUACUAAUGAUUAGUAUUUCACAUUCACAAUUUCAUGGGUUUUAUUUGUAGUUAAGAUUUUUCAUGUUGAAGACAUUUCUGAAACAACUGGGAUAUUACAAUGCAAACAGCUGGAUGUUGAUGUUUUGAUAUGUGUUUAUACACUGAGAGGUAAAUAUCUUAAAAAAAUAAAAAAAAAUGCAAUUAUUACCACAAUAACCUUCCACAAUAUAAAUAAUCAGAACAACUUGAAAUCAGAUUGGAAAUUGCAGCAAUAUAAAAGUCAUGGUACAAACACACACACACACACACACAUACAGUAUAUUAGUGCAUGGAUGCAUCAGCUCAGCUUUAGGAUAUGCACGUUUUCUAUGAAUGGGCAGCAGCUCCCAGCUUUUACAACAGGGGGGAAACAAGGGGGUGGGCUGACAAGAAUCUCUCAGCCCCUCCUCGCCAUGCUCCUCUCUCACAACAGUGAGCACAGCAGAGGGUGAAGGGAGAAGACAAAGAGAAGUGGAGACAGCUUUCGCUCCAGUCUGGAUUUACCACACCAUUGUGGAUUUUUAUUUAGCAGAUUUUUCUCUGUUAGACUUCCAUCAUCCCUCUGUUCAGCUGUAGUCGUGUCACAUAGCAACACAUUUUCUUCCCGGCGGUUAAAAGCAGUGUUUUUCAACACGAUCCUGGCGCAAACCGGAUGGGUAGAUCUUGAAGUGAGGAGCUUAUGUGGGUUUCCCAUGGAUGUUUUGUUGUUCUCGCUCUCUCUUGGCUGGCUUUCUUUUGUAUUAGCACGCCCUCCCACCUUCCCUUCUUCCCUCGCUUGGCUGCACAGGCUUUUCUGGGAUUCAUCGGCUUUCCCUUCCCAGAGACCCAACAGCGUCAUACCCCAACUUUGCCCUCCUGUUUGGGGAGAGAACUUACAAAUCUGAUGGAAAAACAACUUUUUUAACCACGCCAAUAUCUUGUUUCUUAUAUUUGUGACAGUAGAGGCAUUGGCUGUGCAAUCAAUACAUUUUUGCUGACCUGAGAAGACACUGUGGAUAUACUCCCUGCUUCAAUCUGCCUCUCUGAAUCAAUGAUUCUUUUGCUUGUGUUAACAGUGACAUGAUGACGGCUGGCAAAACCUGGAGUGUAAUUUUAUUUUUUUUCCCCACAACACGACGCUGGGUUGAUUUUCAUUUCUUGAUUUAAGCCGCUAGCGCUGCAGAAUGGAAUUCACGUGAUGUGUUGCAGACAGAAAGCCUUUGGUCUGUUCUUUGGCUCAGAUAUUCCACUUGCUUGUUUUGACUCAGCCUUGUAGAUACAAUUACCACCUGUUUGUUAUCUGCCACCCGGCGUGGUGAGGAUGAAGAAGACACACAGCAGCACACUGAGGCGGGCAUGGCCCAGCUCUGACCUGUCAGAACGGCUGUUGCCACUGGCAGCCUGUGCAGAGCCUCACAGGAACCGACGCUCUCAUAGCGAGAAGGACUACAGAAUCCACAAACACAGAAAGAAGAACCACUAUCCCGCACCCUAUCUGUGUCAGAGUCCGCCUGCUUAUAUUCACACAGGUGAUGUGUCGCCCAUCAGUAUGUCCCCUAUCAGCCAAUCGCAGUUCAUCCCCCUGGGAGAAGUACUGCUAUUGGCUAUCUCUGCUAUGAACUCUACCCAUAAGCCUGUCACCCAGGAGGCCCUAACUGAACAUCUGCAGACAUGUUUUCCAGGUGUGCCCACCCCAACAGAGGAGGUCCUGCACCACACGCUCAACAUGUUGGUCCGUGAACGCAAAAUCUACCCAACAACUGAUGGAUAUUUUGUUGUAACUCCUCAAACUUACUUCAUCACUCCAAGCCUAAUACGAACCAGCUCCAAGUGGUACCACUUAGAUGAGCGAUCCGCCGACCGCCACCAACAGCAACAACAUCAGAAUCCUCAGCAGAAUCAGCAGACACAGUGCACCUCCCCACUCUCUGGCACCAUCACACCAUCCACCUCUGGUGGCGUACGAGAUAGAACGCACCCAAAAUCCAAUCAGAACCACAGUGGGGGUGGUGGAGUCGUGGAUUCCUUUCACAAUAACACCUAUCGUGGAGACGACCCCCCUAGUCAUCACAACACUCUGCAACACAGAUCCUCCAAAGACCCCCGGGAAGCAUAUUCGUCUCCACAUUCUCCACAGUCACCUCCUCAGCUAGCAGGAGGCACCACAGAAAAAAGCCGCAACACCCUCGGGUUCCCCUUCAAGACGGACACGCUCACAAAGCAUCGUGGAGGAGGAGGAGGAGGGGGUGGAGGUGGGACUGCUGAGCUAGAGAAGCAACCGGGAAGUGGUACAGCGAGUCGGAAGUUUGGUUUGAAGCUGUUCCGUCUUAGCUUUAAGAAAGACAAGGCCAAGCAGUUGGCUACCUUCUCUGCGCAGUUCCCCCCUGAGGAGUGGCCUCUCCGCGAUGAGGAGUCACCCAGUCAGCUUCCACGUCAUAUAGAGAUGGAGAUUAUCCGCAGAAUCAACCCUGAUCUUACAGUAGAGAACCUUGCUCGGCACACAGCGGUCAUGAAGCGUCUUGAAGAAGAGCGUGCUCAGAGGAGCAAAGCGUCAUCAGCCAAUCACAGCUCAAGAAGCAGAAGAAGCGGAGGCAGACAUCGGAAGCCGUCCCAGACCAAACUUAGCCGCUCGCAUAGCAAGACAAGGGUGUCUCGUGGUGAGCAUAGCGAGAGUGCCCAUUUGGAACUCACUGACAAGGACUACAGAGCCUACUCGUCAUCACUGGCUCGGUCACCAAGGGAACAUGCCCUGGCCAUGGAGAGACAACGGACACGCCUUCAUCUGGCACACAGUAACCCCAACAUCCUUGACUCCUCCCAUUUACCUGUCACGCCGGAAUGGGACGUGUCUGGAGAGCUCGCCAAACGACGGACAGAAAUGCCUUUCCCUGAGCCAAGCCAUGGCCCAUCAGCAAACCACUCGAAAGUCCACCGCUCACACUCUCAUACGCAGGAGAGGAAGUCCCGGAAUGAACGCAGUGAUAAAGCCAAGGAACGUUCCAGAUCAAUGGAAAAUUCAAAAGGACCACUUGGAGCUGGCUUGAUUGGACCACCCAGUUACUAUGAUGAUCGAAGUCGUUAUUAUACCGAUGACGGAACCUUACGAGCCAACCAGAACUCUUGCCACUACCCUCAUGUCACUCCCCCCUUGGCUAAGAUGCCAGGGGAAUCACUAGGGUUAGAUGGUGGCAGAAGUUUAGAGAAAUGUAAGAGUCGGGACAGUCUGCCAGCAUACUCUCCUAAACCACAGCACAACUCUGUCCCUGCUGAUGGAUACUUCCAGUGCUCCGGUUCUUCUGAGGCUGUACUCAUGGCCCCAAGUCCACUGGGAACUCUUGGCAGAAGUAGCCAAGAUGGGUUAAAACUGGGCAGCGCUGACUGGCAAACAGAAAGACAGACACCACAUCCUCCAGACAAUAUGGAGGACUUGUCAAAAGCGGGACCUAAAGGUGGCAGCCUGCCUCCAAUACCUCUCUCAAUGCCAGAUCCCCCUGUUUCCAAUGGACGACCUCCCCACAGUGGUCAGGAAAAAUGUAAGGAGAUCUUUAGUAAAGACACACUUUUCAAACCCCCUCCAGGCCUUCCUUUGCCAGGAUAUAGCUCCCUGAGGAAACCCCCUGCCCUCACCUCCUCCAAUCUGUCUUCAUCCUGCGAUGCACUUGAUUCCCAGGAGGCCUAUGAUGCUCCCAAACCUCUGGUUGCGACACCUUCUGCUUCCAUACCGGGGAGUGAACCCACAACCAGUGCUGCAGAGGUCUCCUUUGACUAUUACAAUGUUUCAGAUGAUGAUGAACUUGAGGAGGGAGGAACAAAAAGCAGGGGAGAGGAUGGUAAGACUGGAGGAGGGGUUGUUGGAAGGGGAGGGGGUGGAGCAGGUACCAUGCAGUGGCUAUUGGAGAGAGAGAAGGAAAGGGAUCUACAGAGAAGGUUUGAAAGAACCCUCACGUUCCCUGGUGCUAAAGAGAACCUUCCAGAACCCGGUCAGAAUCAGCAAUCUGCCCACUCUGCCAGACUGGACAGUAUGGACUCAAGCUCGGUUACUGUUGACAGCGGAUUCAACUCACCAAGAACGAGGGAGAGCCUAGCAUCAAACACCUCCUCCAUAGUGGAGAGUAAUCGACGGCAGAAUUUGGCUCUCAGUCCCGGCCACCUCGGCAUUACAAACAGCAACGGUCCCCCUUUCUCAUUCCGCACUAUCCCUGAACCAGCUGGGAGCCAACCGGAGAAACUCCAAAAGCCCAACGCCUGCCUUGCAUCAAUCACCAGCGUCUAGUGGGGGGCAUAACGAAGGGCAAGUGGAAGUCACACCCCAAGGACUGUUAUACCUGCAGACUGUCACAUUGACUGAAUCAGUGGAGCUUGCCACAAGACCACUGUGGAACUACAGUUGUUAACACACACACACACACACACUCAAACAAACAUAGGGAUUUAGACCACCAUGAGACGGCUUAUAAACACACACAUUAACACCAUGCCACUGGACUGAUUGACCAUGUUAUUUCAUAGCCUCUAGUUUACACACCGCUGUUGUGUUCUGUCACUUGCGUGGGUUCUACUGUGCGCGUGCGUGUGUGUGUGUGUGCGCGUGUGAAUGCAUCAGAGUGUGAUUUGUGUAGGACAUGGUUGUGGAAUGGUAAUGUGUAAUCUCAGGUCAUUUUUCAUUCAUUUUCACUCCCAUUUCAGCUGCUCCGUAUGCGUGCAUCUUUCGCCAGCGGUGUGUUUCCACACUGAAUGAAGGGUCAGAAGCUCAGCUACUCUUAUUGAUACUACACACAUUCUCACUCAUCCACUUUCACUCGAUCAUGUCAUAUCAGUUUGCUGAAUAUCGGCAGAAUUGACCAAAAAUGUGAGCGGCACAGAUAUUAAUGCGUAGAACCGGUACACAGGUCUUUUUAGUAGAGGCGCAUAGAUUGAACGGCCAUCGUCCAGAAUUUGGGGGGGAACAUUUCAGCUUGAGCUGCCAUGACCCUGCUAAUUAGUCAGUGGUAGAACCAGAAGUCACACCCUGGCUUACAUUGGGCUUUCACAGUCAGACCAAUGCAAGUCUGAAACAUUAAGAGCUGUACUUUGAAUAUGAUGCAUUAGACCAGUGAAGUUGGCAAGAUUAGCUGCCUUUGCUCGUUCCUCGGUCAUGACCACCGCCAAAGCCAUUAAGAGAAAAGUUCACACCUCUGUGUCUUUUCACUUACACAUUUUUAGUUUGUUUGACUUUUUUUCAGCUUUUUUUUUCUAGUGUAAGAAACAUCCAUCAAAGGGAAUUUACAAAAACAUUUGAGGUCAGGUUUACAACAAAGAGGAAAACAAGGAGUAGCUCAACCUACUACAUACACUAACAGUCAAAUGUUUAGACACACCUUCUCAUUCAACAGCAUGGGUGGGUGUCUCCAAACAUUUGACUGGCGGUGUAUAGCGAACCAUAUCAGUGAACCAUAUCAGUCGAUGAACCAUUGACUUGCUGGUACGCACAUUGUCCUGCCACACUGUUUUCUUUUAUAAAUCACAACAUUGCCAUAAAAAGUAAUGCACUCUACUUUCAGGCAACUUUUAUAUGAGUCAAUUAAACCUCGGAUUACUGGCGGGUAGUGCGGUCCUGGAUUUGUGACAUUUUACACUGUUUUUUUAGUAGCUUGAUGCAGUACUGGUAAUAUCAGUCUGCUGAUACAGACUCGGGUUAAAAAAUCAAAAAUUCAUUUAUCAGCUACAGUGGAACCUUGGGUCGCGUCAUUAAUCCGUUCCAGAAGGUCUGAUUCUAACCGAAAUGUAUUCUAACCCAAUCAGUUUUUUGCAUAAUAAAUAAUGUAUAUCCGUAUAUUUGAAAACAUGGCAACACCACAAUUUCACUGAAGGUAAAAGUUACCUUAAAUGUUCAUUAAUCCCUUUCAUUUGUCAUUUAUGGGCAUUUAAAAUUGUUUUAUGCAUAUAAAAUUAUAAUUGUGAAACUAUAAAAACAUGUUUUGUGUUAACAUUUUUGCGACUUGUAGUGUAACUGUGUUAGUUAGCAAAGAACUCCAGACUCAACCGUUGAUGACAUCAUAGAUGGACGGUGGAACCGACUUUGGCUUCCUGUUUUCAUGUAGCAAGCUAAUGUGGAUGCCAACAAGCACAUUUAGUGAUAAAAAAUACAUCAAGAACACAUUUGGCCUUAAACAGUGUAUUUCCAGUAGAACACCACCAGACACGCGCCAUAUUGUACACUAACUGGAAAAUGUACGUAAAACCGAAGCAACAUUUUGACGUUAACCGAAAACACGCUAACCUUUGCAUACGCUAACCAAGGAUCCACUGGACUAAUAUUUAUUUGAUAUUACUUGGAAGGCAAUAUUCAUAUUCUUUUGCGAUAGCAUCUGGCCCUCACCGUGUCUGCUGAGAAGAAUUCUGUCUCUUGGACAAAUGCAGUUGAUGACCCGUUUGACCGCUAAACCCCCCACCCCAAACCGCCCUGAGUCGUCCUCGACGCUCCUUCUCAACUACCUCCACAACAGCAAAAACACGCCCAUCCCAUCAACGAUCACACUGUCGUGAGCUUCUGGCCUGUGAAUGUCUGCACAUACACUACACGAUCAUACAGUACACACUACACAUCCAAGUGCUGGACUCCCUUACCAUUUGUUCACCAUGGAUUCUAGCAUAGCUGCUAGUAAGUGCAAAAGCGCAUGGAAGAAUCUCUGACUCAUUGGAGAUAUAUCCGUAUGCUGUAAAAUUCUAUAGAAAGCUCUUUAGGACACCACACAAUGUAUUUUCUAUCAAAAAUGAUCUUAUGGUAUACUAAGGCUAAUCUGUAUCAGAGUACUCAUGUUUGUGUUACGAAAAUGCUUUGGUUUCAGUCCUUUGAAAAGAUUCUGCUUUUCCCAAAUACACACACUAAUAAGGCCUCCUCCAAACGGCACAGUUCUGUUUAGUAUGAUUCAACUUUUCAGGAAAGUAUAGUUUUGUUUUUGUUUUGUUUUUUGACAGAGAAUGGUGUUUCUGUCAGACAUGUUUAUUUUCUUUGAUGGAUACACAUGGUGUCACUUGUAUGCUAUCAAGCAGGGGUGUCCAAACUGCAGCCGGGGGGCAUUUGCGGCCCGCAGCACCUUCCAAAAAUAGAAUUUAACAAGAAAACUAAAAGAAACACAACAGCAAAAAUGGAAAAAUCAGCUAUGAGAAAAAAGUAAGGAAAAAGUUGUAUUUUUAUGAAAAUAAACUUGUUAUAUGAGGAUAAAUAAAUGUCAUUUUAGUAGCAUAAAGUUGAAAUAUUAAGGAAAAAAGACUAGUUAUAAUUUUUUGAAAAUUAUGUUGGGGAAAAGUUUAAAUGUGGGAAUAAAGUCUUAAUGUUAAAACAAUAUUACGAAAAUGUAUUAUGAACAUUUACAAGAAAAUAGUUGGAAAAUUAAAAAAAACAGCAGAAAUGGAAAUAAUUAUAGGACGAAUAAAGUCAAAUAUUCCAAGAAAAAAGUUAAAGUCAGAAAAAAAGUUUCAAUUUUACAAGAAUAAACUCAUCCUAUUACGAAAGGUAACAUUUUAGUAGCACCAUUGAAAUAUUAAAAGGUUAUUUUUUCAAAGUCGUACUAUUGUGACAAACCAACAGAUAGUAAUUUUUGGAAAAAGUUAUAAUAUUGUGCGAAUAAAGUCAAAAUAUAUUAACAAAAGAGAGAUUAUUUUGGAAGACAGUUGAAAUGGAAAAUUAAAAAAAUGGGGAAACAAACAGCAAAGACCAAAGUUCAUACUAAUAAUGCACUUUUACACCUAGCGUAUAUCACAAAGGGGAGAUGCAGUUUUUUCUUGACAUAUACAGUAUAUGUAACUUCUUAGCAUAUCUACAUUUGUUGCUUUCAAAAUAUCUAAGCGGCCCUUGCAUCCUUUCAUUUUUCAGUAUGUGGCCCUUGGUGGAAAACGUUUGGACACCCCUGCUACAAACUGAACAGUACUGCUUGGUGGUUUAAGACUCACUGCCAGUCACACUUUGAAACCUUUGUCUUCAGUACUUUAAUGGUAUAUAGUAGUUACAAAACAAGUAUGAGUAGGUCAACCCACUGCAUGUCUGGGUUCUACCAUAGUGAAUCAUAUGAAGAAUUAAUUUAGCCAUGACUGUUUCAUUUGAAUGAGCAGCUUUCAGUCCAUUGGACCCGUUUACUUGAUUUAUGGAUCCCAAUCUGAGCCGGUUCGUCAUCAUCCACUGGAUGCUGCUGCCUCAUGUUUGGAUUUAGCAUCUUUUUCAGGCCUGGUUGAAUUUAUUAUGCCGUUGCAGCUCACAUGAAAGUGUGAAAUUCAAGAUUACACUCUAUAUAUACACUUCUGCUCAGAAGUUGACAUACACUCAUCAUGGGAAUGAAUUUCAUAUCAAUUUUGAGCCCGUAAUGAUUUAUUUGACCCCUUAUUUUUCUGGGUUUUUCCAUAUUUACACAAAAUUGUACAUGCAGCGCUUCGCUUUUUCUUCACUUACAUUUUACAGGCGUAUUCCGAAAUUGAUUACAGUAACCUCUUGCCACUUUGCACUUCCAAUUUUGCGGCUUCACUCUCACAAAUAUACAGCAUAAAUAAAUCAUUACAUUGCAUAAAUUUAGUAAAAAAAAAAUGCAUAUUUAAGCAAAUUUCAUAUAUUUUUGCCUGAAUUAAAAAAAAUCAAGCAUAAAAAUGGUUAAAUGAAGUAGAAUACAAAUAUAAGGCAUUCAGAAGACACAUUCGAAGAUGUGCUACGUAGUCGUCUACACUGGUCGCUAGGUAUCGGGAUUGUUACAUUGAUGUGACCAUAGCCACAGCAGGAAGUACUGUACAGAACAGGAAGUAAAAGAACAAUGCUAAUGUGUGAGUCUAUAUCAUGUCUUAUAAGUCUUAUUUUUUCUUAUGUCUACUACAGUAUAUUGGGUAAUAGGAGUAUAAAGGUGAUAUCUAUCUCUAGACUCAUGUCUAGAGAGCUCUAAUGUUAAAAAAAAAACUUAUUUAGAAGGUUGUGAACAGGUUUUGUAUGCUAUAACUACGAAAAUAUUCAAUUUCUAACUAAGGAAUCCGACUUCGAUGAAAUUCACUUAUCACAGUAAGGUCUGGAAGCAAUUAACUGCGAUAAACGAGUGAUUACUGUACAUUAAUUUUUGUACAGACAACACCACAAUAUGACAACACUGGUUUUAGUAAUGUUUGUAAUAGUAUAAGUAAUAACAUCAGAAAUCGCAUUUGCAUAAGUAUUCACAGCCUUUGCGCUUUGAUGCACAGUACAGCCUCAAAUAUUUUUGAAUUAUGAUUCCACAAGCUUGGCACGCCUAUCUUUGGGCACUUUCACCUAUUUUCUGCACGUCUCAAGCUGCAUCGGGAUGGAAAGCAUCGGUGCACAGCCAUUUUCACAUCUUUUAGUUUGAAAUGAGCAAAGACAUUCAAGCCCAUGAGUGUAUGUAAACUUCUUUGGAAUGUAUCAGACAUGUCCAUUCUUCUAAAGCCCUGAUCACAAGCCAUUGAGUCCUUCCUACGUCAUUACUGUACAAUUGGGCUGGAGUCCCAAGUCUACCUCUCCAAACAGGAUGUGUAUCAGCUUACAUUAUCAGUUUGAACACAGUCGUGGUCGAGUGUUCUCCGACUGCUGUUUAUGGUGCUCACCCUUUUUGUUCUAAUUAGUCUGUAAGAUACCACCACUGUUGGAUUAACCACUGAGUUCAUGACUCCAAGGGGGUCUAUGCUCGAGCUACGAUGGAGGGCCUCAUGUCUAAUAUUUGCACUGCCCCGAUCCCCAACCAACCAACCGACCCACCCUCUGUCUGGCCUGCAGGUCAUCCAUCCACCUUAUUCCCCUCCAGUCAGCCAGCCACAGUCAUGUGACCUUCCAUCCCUUUUCUACACUGACAGUCCAAGAAAUGUCUUCCCUUAACAUCGGCAUUAGGUUGUGAAAGUAUGACAUUGCUUGAAACGGUGACAGUACGUCAUACCUGUAAAUGAUGUUUAUCUGCCAUGCCUAGUCAACUAAUUGCAACAAUAAAAAGAGGGAUUUUUGAAAAAAAUGUCUAUAAUAUCUGAAAGUCCCUUUGGUGUUAGUACUGUUGUUACCAUUGUUGUAGUGUAUGUGAUACCCUAUGGGGAUUGUGUUACUUUUUAAGAUAAUAAAAUCAUGUUUGGUUACGCUGUGUUGUGUGC
Messenger RNA from Dunckerocampus dactyliophorus (ringed pipefish), 11001 nucleotides. Its product is annotated as storkhead-box protein 2-like. Gene Ontology annotation, cellular component: cytoplasm; nucleus. Lineage: Eukaryota; Metazoa; Chordata; Actinopteri; Syngnathiformes; Syngnathidae. Bases 2222 to 5173 code for a protein of 983 amino acids. Gene Ontology annotation, molecular function: RNA polymerase II transcription regulatory region sequence-specific DNA binding; DNA-binding transcription activator activity, RNA polymerase II-specific. The transcript has 4 exons. Gene Ontology annotation, biological process: positive regulation of transcription by RNA polymerase II. The record is from RefSeq and is a predicted model, not a curated record.